Molecule: messenger RNA, 3639 nt
Organism: Nyctereutes procyonoides (raccoon dog)
Lineage: Eukaryota; Metazoa; Chordata; Mammalia; Carnivora; Canidae
Product: nuclear pore-associated protein 1-like
Exons: 2
Coding region: 1-3639 (1212 amino acids)
Biological process (GO): endothelial cell migration
Cellular component (GO): cytoplasm; extracellular exosome
Source: RefSeq, a predicted model, not a curated record
AUGGGCAGCCUGCUUUGUAGGUUUCUUCGCCCUCCCCGCCGCCGGCCCCUGCCCGGCCGCGGUCGCCCGCUGCUCACCCCUGCCUGGGACACCGCCCAUCCUGGCCGCGACCACCCCGCCGUUCCUGCACCUGCCCCCUGCUCUGGGCGCAGGCCAUUCCUCCGGGAUCGCAGGCCCCCACCAGCUCGCUGCCACGUGGAGCCCAGGAGGCGGUACCCGCUCCCCCAGGCCGCGUGCCCCCCUCUGGGCCUCCUCCCCGUGGUGAACUGGAGGAACCCUCCGGGUCAACCUGUGCUGGCUGCGCGCAGUUCCCUGGGGUGCGGGCCCUCGAGGACUGUGAGGAUCCCUGCUCUGGGGCGCAGGUUCCGGCUCCUGCAUUCCCUACCUGCACAGGAAGCCAAGGCUGCGAGUCAGGUACCAUCCCCUCCCCUCCCCCUUUGCAGCCCACAGGGGGUGGAGGAGAAGGUCCCAGAGCACCCCGGAGAACAGACCGAGGCUCUUGGUGGGAGUGGCCGCCCCCAGAGCAGUGGGGGGACACCCCUGACAUCUGAGCCCCCGGACACCAGUGGCGUUCUCCGCCUCCACCAAGCCAGCCCUGCAACUCUGGACCGCCGUCUCGUGCCCUCCGGAGGGAGCUCGUGGGACAGCACCCAGAUGGCUCCCGUGUCCUCCUCUGAAGGCCGCGUUGCCACCUCUUCAUGUGGCCCCGUGGGAGAUGCCCUCGCGAAGGCCGACAGGGAUGCGGCAGUGCUCUGGGGCCCAACCGCAUGCCGCCCCUUGCCGCAGGAGACGUGCACACAGGCGGCGGUGGCUGAAGACCAUCAGCCUGGGCAGAGCACGCGGGCCGGAGCGAGGAAGGACACGCAGGCUGAGAAGCCCUCGGGCGUGUCGCCACGGAGCCCUCUCCCACCAGCACCUGCCAGCAGGAGGCAGAACAAGAGGAAAAUGGCCAUGCCCCUCUGUCUGCCAUUGCCGCCACCACUACCGCUGCUGUGGGAUCGAGGGGACUUGCCCGCACCCCCGAAGCUUCCUUGCGUGGCUCUUGACAAGGACCCAGGCACCUUGCCGAACACCGAGUGUCCCAGGAACACGACCUUGAAGGACAGAACAAAGACCUUGGCAGACUGCAGGGCCGCUCAGCCUGCCCCCUCCUCCCCCCCACUGGCCUCGGAGACUGCAGGCUCCCCGCCCCUGGCCGCUCACGCUGCCCACGGCCCUGUUCCUCCCACCGACUUGGCUGGCCCUUCUGCCAGGCCCCCGAUCCUCUCUGUCCCGCCGUCGUCCCCAACACGACAUGCUGGUCGGGAAACAGGACAUGGAGUUCCUGAAUCUCCUCCCCUGGCUGUUCCCGCCGAUUCUCUUCCUCCCCUUCCUUCCAGUCCCAUUAGGGAAACUCCACUUGGCGGAGGUCCUCCUCCCCCAGGCAGGGCUACGACACCCACCUCUGACCGCCCCACACCUUCCAACACCUCAACCUCCUUACACCCACCCUCCUGCACAAAAGAAUCCCCAACCCCCAUGUGUGUAGACUCUCCCCCUCUCUUCCUGACAGCCCCUCUCCCAGGCCACUCCACACAUAGCUCUGUCGUUGCAGUCCAGCCCGGCACCUCUAAACCGACUUCUUCUCCCACCGCAGCAAAGUCAUCUGCUUUGACCUCCAAGCCUAUUUCCAAUCCUGGUGUCGUGGACAUGGACACUACGUCCCCUUCCCGGGCUGUCAUCUUCAGCUCGCCCCCACACUCCGGGAUGAGCUGUCCUCCGUUUUCCCGGGGCCAUUGCAGUAUGAAGCAGAGAUGCCCUGCGAAAGUUGCAGCAUCCACCAGUCUACCUACGUCGAUGGCCCCCGGCCCCACCCCACUUGCUGAUCAACUCUUCAGCCUCCACAUCACCCCUCAGCCCACACAUGGGACUCUUGCUGGGAGACAUCAAACAGCUGUUCUUCCCAGUGCUCCUAUCGCCACUGGCUUGCCCAACCUGAGUUCUGGGGCCACCACCACUCCAGUAGGCAGCACCUCUGCAAACCCCAAACCUCACUCUGACGCCGAGGCCAUGGAUACCACAUCUCCCUCCCGGGCUGUCAUCUUCCAGACCCCCCCUGGGUCCCAGAAGAACCGCUUGCCACUGUGCAGGGCGCUUCCUGGUUCUGGCAACACACCACCCGGUAGCAGUACUGCCUUGGCCCAUGGCUCUACCACUUUACCUCAAAAGUCAGCCAUCAUACAGGCCUCCGUUUGGAUGCAUCCUAACCCAGGAAUCGCCCCUCACUCUGACGCCGAGGCCAUGGAUACCACAUCUCCCUCCCGGGCUGUCAUCUUCCAGACCCCCCCUGGGUCCCAGAAGAACCGCUUGCCACUGUACAGGGCGCUUCCUGGUUCUGGCAACACACCACCCGGUAGCAGUACUGCCUUGGCCCAUGGCUCUACCAUUUUCCCUCAAAAGUCAGCCAUCAUACAGGCCUCGGUUUCGAUGCAUCCUAACCCAGGAAUCGCCCCUCACUCUGACCCCGAUGCCAUGGAUACCACAUCUCCCUCCCGGGCUGUCAUCUUCCAGACCCCCCCUGGGUCCCAGAAGAACCGCUUGCCACUGUACAGGGCGCUUCCUGGUUCUGGCAACACACCACCCGGUAGCAGUACUGCCUUGGCCCAUGGCUCUACCAUUUUCCCUCAAAAGUCAGCCAUCAUACAGGCCUCCGUUUGGAUGCAUCCUAACCCAGGAAUCGCCCCUCAAUCUGACCCCGAUGCCAUGGAUACCACAUCACCCUCCCGGGCUGUCAUCUUCCAGACCCCCCCUGGGUCCCAGAAGAACCACUUGCCCCUUUACAGGGCGCUUCCUGGUUCUGGCAACACACCACCCGUAGCAGCACUGCCUUGGCCCAUGGCUCUACCAUUUUCCCUCAAAAGUCAGCCAUCAUACAGGCCUCCGUUUCGAUGCAUCCUAACCCAGGAAUCGCCCCUCACUCUGACCCCGACGCCAUGGAUACCACAUCUCCCUCCCGGGCUGUCAUCUUCCAGACCCCCCCUGGGUCCCAGAAGAACCGCUUGCCACUGUACAGGGCACUCCCUGGUUCUGGCAACACACCACCUGGUAGCAGCACUGCCUUGGCCCAUGGCUCUACCAGUUUCCCUCAAAAGUCAGCCAUCAAACACCCCCGUUUCGCUGCAUCCUAACCCAGGAAUCACCUCUCAGCCCACAAUUGGAGGUCACAAUGGGCAACAGCCUAACAAUUGCUACCUGAUAGGAAAAACAGUUGCCCCAACACAGGCUAUCGGCCUGGCCACUCCUAUAACUCAGCCACCCGGAGGGACCACAAUGCAAUCGGGGUUUGCGGGCCUCCUUUUGGCACCACUGUCAACAAGCAGACGGCCCUUGGUAACCAGCCAGGUGUUCUCCACACUCCUCAUUCUACCACGACUGGCUUUCAGGCCCUCAGACCUUCGUGGGGCUAGCAGUCCCAGUGGCUUAUCAGUCACGGCCACCACUACAGGCCCACAGACCUUUGUGGGACCUGCAAUCCCCAUGGAUGGGCUUAAUGUGCCCAUGCCAGAUUCCAUUCGCUCACAGGCGUCAGGAGCAUUCUACGUUGGAGCUGGACUGAAGGGGACAUCCAGCACCCCUCCGCUCGUCCUCUUGGUCAGAUAG